AUGGUGCAGCACCAGAGCUUGCAGAUUUCCCAGCAGAUGAGCAUGCACACUUCCAACCCUGCUUACAACAUGGGAGGCCCUGCACCAGGAACCCCUUCCUUGCCCACAUCAGGAUAUACCAUGGGAGGUCCCUCACCCGGAGCUACAUUACAUGGUGGUGUGUCAAACUCACAGACUAAUGGGGUUCAGACAUCCAAUUUCCCCAGCCAGCAAGCAACACCUUCCAGCCAAGAUGAAUUAUUUCAUUUUCUUGAUAAUCCCUUGACAAAUGAACCAAUGUUUGACUCCAUUCAGAGCACAGCUGAUGACUUCAGCAUGUUUGAAGACUUUCUCAAUGGCAAAUAA
Candidula unifasciata is the source of this 345-nucleotide messenger RNA. NCBI's taxonomy places the organism in Eukaryota, Metazoa, Mollusca, Gastropoda, Stylommatophora, Geomitridae. The record is from the annotation of a GenBank genome assembly.